Vollenhovia emeryi is the source of this 1758-nucleotide messenger RNA. RefSeq lists its product as uncharacterized. Gene Ontology annotation, molecular function: zinc ion binding; nucleic acid binding. Bases 1 to 1758 code for a protein of 585 amino acids. The transcript is spliced from 2 exons. The record is from RefSeq and is a predicted model, not a curated record. Lineage: Eukaryota; Metazoa; Arthropoda; Insecta; Hymenoptera; Formicidae.
AUGCGGGAAACAAUUCCGGAGAUAGAAUUGAGGCGCCAGUUUGUUGACUUUCCCCCUGAAAGACUUGCAGCGGACAUGAUUGAUAGUAUCAACGUUGUCGAAAAAGUCGCGAGAAGGUCAAAAAACUUGAAGGGGACGUUUGUUAAGGAGCUUAAAAUCUCCGUAAACACCCUCAGAGCGGCAGUAUCGGCCUUCACAACAAAGGCCACUGUCCCGGAACUCACCGGGGACGAGGAGACUAAAAGACUCAGGGAGAAGAUCCGGGAUCUCGAAGAUCAACUAACCUCCCUGAGGAACACAAAAAAAGAGACGGUCACGGACAGGACCAAACCCAGAGACAGGGAUGAAGAUAUGGACCUGUCCCUGUACGAGAGGGGAACAACCCCUCCCCCUUCCCCACCUACCACCAUCACCAAGCCGGUGAUAAGAAAGAUGGAGACCUUCAAAGGGGAGGUUACGGUACUCCGCCCUGAUCUCCGGGGGCGUAAAAAACCCCUGGAGGAAAGUAAGGAGGACGUGAUGGAGGGAGUGCGGGGGCCAUGGCCAGACUUCCGGCAAACAACCCCGAACCAAGGAGAGGAGGAAACCCCCGCACUUGAGAAGGCGGGGAGAACUGCUACCCGCGGAGAGACCCAACCCGCCAACAAAGACGGAAAGGGCAAACUCGGGAGCAGAAUAGCGGCCAAGAAGGAAGGACUGGCCACGAAGGGGAGCCAGAAGAAGCCGAAGUCCCAACAGCGGACAUAUAGCCGUCCAAGGAGGGACUCCUCGGGACAGGACCCUUCAAGGAACGUUCAGGCAACUAGGGAACCUUUGAAGGGGAGGCAACCCGCGGCGGAGCCUCCCCAACAUAAGGGGACCUACGCUGAGGCUGCUAAGAAGAAGGCAGAUAAGAAGCCAGCAGCCACCGGUAGCGCCACGAGAGCCCAGCCUGCCACGAGCAAAAGUGGCAAGGGCUCCAGUGGCGCCAAUAAAAGCGAGGGGAUGAAAUCGGGGCCUGCGCAACAGGCGAAAGGACAACAAUCCGCCAGCCAGAAGCGCAGAGCCCCGAGGUCUGAAGCGGUGUCGAUCACCUUCCCCGCGGGCGAAUAUGCCCAGGGGAUGCGUGAGAUAAGGUCCAAGGUGGACCUGGACGCUCUAGGGAUUGGGCCCCUGAAACAAAGAAAGGCCCUCACGGGGGCCCUCAUUCUGGAAGUCAAGGGAGCGAACAGCUCUCAAAAAGCAGAUGCGCUUGCGGACCAUAUCCGCAAAGCCGUCGCUAACAAGGAGGGGGUGCGGAUCUCGAGGCCGACGAAGCUCGGAGAGAUCCGCAUCAAGGAUCUCGACGAGUCUGUUACCGACAGAGAGAUCCAGGAGGCGGUGGCUCGGUCGGGGGAAUGCGACCUGGCCGAAAUUAAAGUCGGCCAGCUCAGGAAGGCUCCUGGCGGAAUGGUAACUGUGUGGGUGCAAUAUCCGCUGGCGGUGGUCAAGAGGGUCGCCGACAAAGGAAGGAUUAGGGUGGGCUGGGCGUCGGCAAGAGUCGAAUUGCUCGACGCCCGCCCAUUGGUGUGCUUCCGCUGUCUCGAGCGGGGGCACGUUAGGCAGCAGUGCCGGAACCCCAUCGAUAGGAGCAACACCUGUUACAGGUGUGGCCGGGAGGGGCACAGAGCGCAAGGGUGCACGGAAGAGCCCAAGUGCUCUGUGUGCACUGCCCGAGGACUCCCGGCCAAACACGAGGCGGGAGGUGCUGCAUGUCCCCCCCGUAAAAAAAGGACAUAA